This is a messenger RNA of Saccharomycopsis crataegensis, 750 nucleotides long. RefSeq lists its product as uncharacterized. The record is from RefSeq and is a predicted model, not a curated record. Bases 1 to 750 code for a protein of 249 amino acids. NCBI's taxonomy places the organism in Eukaryota, Fungi, Ascomycota, Saccharomycetes, Ascoideales, Saccharomycopsidaceae. Gene Ontology annotation, cellular component: nucleus. Gene Ontology annotation, biological process: mitotic recombination; double-strand break repair via single-strand annealing; double-strand break repair via homologous recombination. The transcript has a single exon.
AUGAACAAUAUCCGUACAUCUAAAGUAAAAAAAGAGGAAGGAGUCCAAAGACAGCAGCAACUCCCAUUUAAAAAGAGUAGCCCAUCACUUGUUCUAUUUCCCAAACCCCAGGAAUAUGACAUAGACCUGUUUGAAGUAAAGCUAAAGCGUCCAGCAACUAAUUGGGCGGCAGAAAAGAUAUCAGAGUUUCUUGAGGAGUUGAAGAAAAGCACCCCAAAUCAAUUCAAGAAGAGCGGCGCUGUCGGGACAAAGAAUAGUGAUGGUGAUAUGGCGCUUAGUUUGUCUUGGGUCAGAAUGGAGAUUGUUAUUAGCACAGCCAAUAAAGUAUUUGGAUUCAAUGGGUGGAAUAGUAGUAUUGUGGAGGAUAGUAAGGUUGUGAAUUCGGAGGUCAUUAUUGAGGAAGACUUGAAAAAAGAGAAUUACAUUGAACGGCUUCUAAGGCUUCAGGAAGAAGAAGAACAAGCGAAGCUUCCAAAAGUGAAAAAAGAGAAACCUGAGGAAGAAGAGAAGAAAGUCAAUUACUCGUACUCCGUCGAGGUACGAACCACAAUUAUGUUGUCAUUGAAGGAUGGAACCUACAUUACGAAGGACGGAACAGGCUCGGCAACCAAUCCUCAGAAGAAUUUGGCGUUCCAACUAGCAAAGAAGCAGGCAGCGACAAAUGCUUUGAAACAAUGCUUUUGUCUGUUUCCCGAAAUGUUGAAGAACCAUCAGCAGAGGUGGAAACUCAGACAGUUCAACUGGGGGUAA